AUGGAAACAGAGUGUUUGUAUAUGCUAAAAAUCAUACGUAAAUUACAAGAUCCUGUGCCUCAAUAUGUAUUAGGAUGCUUACCAGCUAUAGCAACAAUUGGGUCGCGCCAUGGUGAUGAGACAACAUUGUGCGUUUAUUGGCUCUCUUCUGAUCGUUUUAUUAGAAGUGAUAAUGAUAACUUGAUAACAGAAAUCCCAUACAGACCCUUCGGAGUACACGCCAUGAACAUUGAACAGUCAGUACUUAUGAAAGCAUGUGUCGCCAAGGCAUCCGUGCUAGAGAGGUUAUCGUCGUUGGCAUCGUUAUACUAUAUAUUAAUCGGUAUAGUUUCUGGAAUAUCCAGGGUGGUCGGACCGACUAUCUGUGAUGAGGAUUGGCCAUGUAUACCAUUAGCAUUGUCUCGGACAUUACCUGCAAUCUAUAGGAAAACAAUUCGAAAUAAUCUAGUUGCUUUCGAUCCGAAUAACAUAUUAGGAAACCAUCAACAAACUCGCCGAACAUAA
Molecule: messenger RNA, 504 nt
Organism: Funneliformis mosseae
Lineage: Eukaryota; Fungi; Glomeromycota; Glomeromycetes; Glomerales; Glomeraceae
Source: the annotation of a GenBank genome assembly